This is a messenger RNA of Rubroshorea leprosula, 1381 nucleotides long. NCBI's taxonomy places the organism in Eukaryota, Viridiplantae, Streptophyta, Magnoliopsida, Malvales, Dipterocarpaceae. The record is from the annotation of a GenBank genome assembly.
CGUCCCUCCCUCCGCCGGUUGCGGUAGCAGAGGGUGGCUGGCUGUGGCCUUUAUCUUUCUCCACAAAACCGCCGGCGCUUCUCCUUCCGCCAACCAUUUUUAAAUGGUUCUCCCUUACCGUGCCGUUCACAUUUCCGGCCGAUGCAAUUGAUUGCCUUUUUUAAGUUUGGAUUGGCAAAAAUGCAGACAAUGGCCCGUAGGCUUUGUUCCCGCCUCGUUCCUUUUCCUUCUCACUUCCGAACCUCGGAACCUCCUUUGCUACUACCAUCCCUUUCAAGAUUGGAAACUGUCUCUGAUUCAGUACCAAGCACCUCAAAAUGUCCGGCUGUUGGUGGGGUUUUCCCCAAUUUUUAUGUGUUAAGACCAUAUGCUCGUGGCUGUGGAAGGCAAAAACAUUAUGAUCUCUUUGGAAAUGCGACACCAGGUGAUGAUAACUUCAGGAAGGCCUGGCAGAAAGAGAUGGAUGAAGAUGAUUGCCCAUGGACUGGGAGUGAAGAUGAUAGUGAUUCUGAGAAGGAUGAAAAUGACCCUAAUGAUAUUGCUCAAAUUCGUCUUGAAAAACAGAUUCAGAAAGUGAGACAGAAGGCAAAGGAGCAUUCUGAUCUAAUUGAUGCCGAUGAUAGUGAUGAGUUAAGAAGUGUAUGGUCUGGAAGUGAUGAGGAGAAGAUUUCUGUGGACUGGUAGUGAAGGUGAUGAUGAUGAUGAUAUUCCUACUGAAGCUUACCCUAAUAAAGCUAGUGAUAAGUACAUUGAUAAGUUGUUUGAGGAAAAACCAAAAAAGAACCGGACCAUCUCAGAAUUAUUGAAAGCUGAAAAUGAACCAGAAGAAUUAUCCCCUGGCAUGAAAGCAAGGAAACUUGCUGUUGAGAAUGCCUUGAAGAAGAUAAAGAAAAGGCCAGAUGGGUGUUACACAAAUGUGUGGGAAGUCAUGGGUGUUACACAUGUGUGGGAAGUCAUGAGUGAUAUAGACAUUUUCAUAGGAGCUUUUGAAAAUAUUGUUUUUGGACCUGAAUAUUUUAGAGCUUCGACAGUGGGGUCCAAAGAAGUUAAAUGUUCAGUUUUUCAAGGAUAUACAAGCACGUAUGAGAGAUCCAAACUAUAAGUUCACAUCUGAGUUAAAAUUGAAACAAAAGAGCGAGCUGGUUCCGAGCAAGAAAUGGCAGAAGGCACAGUCUAGACGCAGGAAAGCACAAAAGCGUUAAGUUGUACCCUUUUUGGUAUUGAAGCUGUUUCCUGUAUACCAUUAUACCUUUGUGAUUAUGGCACGAUAUGAUGUCUUGCUUCCAUGAGAAAAUUUUAGGCCAGUGAUAAUGAUAAUUCAAGAUAUCAGUGCUUAAAUUUCUUUCUUGACCUUUUCGUCAAAUAUACUGAACGGUUAGUC